AUGAAGUACAGUGAGAUCCCCGCCGAGCAGUUCAAAUUCGAGACCAAGACCUGGGAACCAACGGGCAACCCCGUCGCGACUGUGAUCUGGGUGCAUGGCUUCCAGGAAUACGCAGAACGCACAGCGCACGUCUAUGAACAGCUUGCAGCCUCAGGCAUCCAAGUCUUCGCCUUCAGCCAGCGCGGCUUUGGUCAUUCAGCAACAAAGGAGACGGCAGGUAUUACAGGUGGAUGGCCACAGCAGUUGCGAGACAUUGAUUACUUUGUAAAGACGAAGAAGCAGGCUGGCGUGCCACUCUACUUGUGGGGACAUUCCAUGGGCGGUGCACUCACGCUCAAGUACUGUCUCGAUGGCGAACACCGACACCUCUUGGCUGGCGCUAUCUCUUCGGCGCCACUCAUUGAGCAAGCACCGAGCGCAAAGCCCAAUUUCUUGGUGUUGCAGGCAGGAAAGCUUGCCGCCAAGUUCCUUCCAGACAAGCAGAUGAGCGUCGUCGUCGCGGUCAAGGAUUGUACCCGUGAUCCAGAAUUCAUCGCUAAAGGUGAAGCAGAUGAGUUGCUGAGGCCGUACGGCUCAUUGCGUGGCGUCGGCGACAUGCUCUCCGGCGGCGAAACACUCCUCCAUGAAGCCAACACCAAGCGCUUCACGACGCCAAUCUUGCUUGUUCACGGAUCUGGCGAUCUCGUUACAUCUUGUCCCGCGACAGAGCGUUUCUACAAGGCUAUCGCCAGUAGCGACAAGCAAUUCAUCGAGUAUCCUGGUGCUUAUCACGAGAGUGAGUCGACUUUCUCUUCUUGA
Molecule: messenger RNA, 798 nt
Organism: Protomyces lactucae-debilis
Lineage: Eukaryota; Fungi; Ascomycota; Taphrinomycetes; Taphrinales; Protomycetaceae
Product: Alpha/Beta hydrolase protein
Exons: 2
Coding region: 1-798 (265 amino acids)
Cellular component (GO): membrane
Molecular function (GO): lipase activity
Source: RefSeq, a predicted model, not a curated record